Molecule: messenger RNA, 222 nt
Organism: Colletotrichum destructivum
Lineage: Eukaryota; Fungi; Ascomycota; Sordariomycetes; Glomerellales; Glomerellaceae
Exons: 1
Coding region: 1-222 (73 amino acids)
Source: RefSeq, a predicted model, not a curated record
AUGGCCGACAAAGAUCCCGAGUCCGCUUCUGAUCAGAAGGCCCAGACGAUGGCCAAGGAAGCGAAGGAUCUCCUCGAGAUGCACGCGGACAUGCUGAAGAAGGAGCCCGACAAGUCGUCUUCGACACUGGUCGCGCGCAAGCUGCGCAACGUCGCCCAUUUCUGCAAGGCCAUGAGGGACUGCGGCGACGACGAGGCCGCCCUGAACCACUUGUACAACUAA